This is a messenger RNA of Strongylus vulgaris, 222 nucleotides long. The record is from the annotation of a GenBank genome assembly. NCBI's taxonomy places the organism in Eukaryota, Metazoa, Nematoda, Chromadorea, Rhabditida, Strongylidae.
AUGCUACGUGGUGGCUGCGGACGCCUGCCUCUAUGCGAACGCUCGGCAACAAUCGCAGAAGUGGAAUCGCCUCGAGGCGAUUUUCCCCUCAUCGAUGACGAGCUCACAUCUCCUCGCAAACUCGCAGCACGACAGAGAACCCCGCUCACCGUCGAACAGGCAGCAGAACUGGACGCACUAAUCCCCGCAGGCGGUGUUGUAAAAACCAUGAUUAAGCAGAUU